AUGAAAGGCGCCAUUUCGUCGAUACUCUACAUAUCCACCAUUCUGUUUAUAAGGUUGCAUCAGCAUGUCUUCAAGGUUAAGAGCAAGAUGGCUCUCCCAGACCCCGAUAUGCCCGCUGGUCGUUUCCACCACGCGAUAUUCGUCAAAACUGAAAAUGAUGGCUCUGGUACCGUCUAUCAUGUUACCGGCGACGUCACAUCGAGACAAGGAAUGAGCUAUGAGAGCAAAAAGACUGAGAAUCCAGAGGAGUUGGAAACGUUUUACUCCAAGGAACUGCUUGGUUACACGGAUUCUAUUCACCAGUGGGACUCGGUUCUCAGUGCCCUACCCACGCCGCCUCAACAAAAAGCCUCAAACCCGAGCAAACAAGGGAAAGUCGAGCCUUUCAAGGAGAAAGUUGGAGACUACGAAUAUGUAUUCUACAGUCCAGGCGAAGAGCGAAAACCUCUCUGGAAGUGCACUGAGUGGGUGGAGUGGCUUAUGACUACUGAUGACUGA
Molecule: messenger RNA, 498 nt
Organism: Fusarium coffeatum
Lineage: Eukaryota; Fungi; Ascomycota; Sordariomycetes; Hypocreales; Nectriaceae
Exons: 3
Coding region: 1-498 (165 amino acids)
Source: RefSeq, a predicted model, not a curated record